AUGCGCAACGCGUGGACUUUAGAGCAGACACUACUGCACGAAGCCCGGUUUGCCGUCGCUGCUAGCACGGGCGCUUUCGACUUUACGCCCGCAUUCGAGGACGCCGUUCUCUGCAUCGUCCCCUCGGCCCUCUUUCUGGUUGUGGCCCUACAGCGUCUCUUCUGGCUCGCGAGACAGCCUCGCAAGAUUGCCAAAAGCUACCGGCCAAUCGGAUUGAUCGGCGUCUAUACGGCUCUACAACUUGCAGUAUUGCUGUACUGGGCUCUGAAUUCAGAGAAGUGGCAUUUUUCUCAGUUGCGGACGUCGGCCGCCGUGCUCGCCUUCGUCGAUGGAAUUUUGCUCUUGUUCCUGUCUCACACCGAGCACGCGCGCUCGGUGCGACCAUUUACCAUCAUAAAUGUUUAUUUACUCUUUACUUUGCUCUUUGACUGCGUCAUCGCCAGAACCCUGUGGCUUGCCGAUCAUGACUCCACCAUCUCGAGCCUCUUUACCGCAACUGUCGCGAUCAAACUCUUUGUCAUGACUUCGGAAUCUUGGGAAAAAAGACCUAUACUCCUGUCCCAGUACCAGUAUCUCUCCCCAGAGGCAACCAGUGGCAUACUGGCCCGGAGUGUUUUCUGGUGGCUGAAUUCGUUGAUGCGAACCGGGUUCACCCGCUCCCUCAUCGAUCAUGAUCUGCUUCCCAUUCAUGACAGCCUAGCGGCACGAACACUACCCCCCAAAGCAGGAAACUCGUUUAGUUCAUCAAACCAGUCCAACCGCCAUGCCUUGGCCUUCUCCACGUUGUGGGCCACCAAGUAUAUCUUUCUGGCUGGCGUGGCACCCCGGCUUGCAUUGGCAGCUUUCAAGUACACGCUGCCCUUUCUCAUUACCAGGACGACUCCCUGA
Molecule: messenger RNA, 888 nt
Organism: Penicillium taxi
Lineage: Eukaryota; Fungi; Ascomycota; Eurotiomycetes; Eurotiales; Aspergillaceae
Product: ABC transporter integral membrane type 1
Exons: 3
Coding region: 1-888 (295 amino acids)
Source: RefSeq, a predicted model, not a curated record